Molecule: messenger RNA, 383 nt
Organism: Anopheles coluzzii
Lineage: Eukaryota; Metazoa; Arthropoda; Insecta; Diptera; Culicidae
Exons: 2
Coding region: 45-383 (112 amino acids)
Source: RefSeq, a predicted model, not a curated record
AGUUAGAGUAGGCUACAACAGCAACGAUCAAAACACUUUGCACCAUGUGUGGUACCAAAUUGAAAAAGUGUUGUAAACAGCUUUUAAGAGUUUCAGACUCGCCAUCCGUCCCGUUCUUGAAGCGUAGAAGCAUUUUAAGACGAAAUGCUUUUCGAAAUGUUGUCGCUGGUUCCUCAAAAUUGCACAGCCUACUGAAGCUCGAGAAACGGUUUCUGAAACAAUUUCUGCUGUACUUUAAUCUUUACCAGCCCGGAAUGACCGUGCAGGAGAUGCGGGACAUGAAAAUUGCGCUAGAAGAUAGCUUGAACGUUAGACGCUUUUUCCCGUGGAAAGGUGAAACCGUAGAAUGUUGCUGGUGCGCUUGCCAUUCGAAAACGAAGUAA